UUAAUAUCACUGUUGUUUUGCCAAUUUAGAAUUUAAUCCACCCAUCAAAAUUUUUAUUCUUAAUUCCCUUGAGACAAGGAAACCAUGAUGGUUUAACAACUAUAAAUAAAGAAAGUUUUGAGGUAACCCCCCCAAAAAAAUAAAUAAAUCUCCUUGUUUGGUGGGGAUUUAGGGAAAAUAAUCAUUGAAACAAAGGUGGAUAUCUUCAAUGGAGAAAUCAUCUAGUAGUGGCUUAUUUGAAUUGGGAAUAGAGGACUGUGGUUUUAUUCAUCAAUGGCAAAUGAACCCUCUAGAUGAGCUGAGCAUACUGCCAUCAACAGCUGCUUUUGAAGAGAAUUUGCAGCAGUACUCCUGCACUUUCCAAGCUUUCAAUCUCAGACCUUCUGCUAAUACUUAUAACAAUGGCAUUGAUAGACCCUCGAAACAACUGAAAUCCAACAAUUGGAAUUCAAGUAAACCUUAUCUCACAUCAAUCCCACAAGCUGCUGUGUCUCAAAAUAGUGCUACUCUUUCCUUUGCCAAUGCUAAUAAUCAAGUGAUGAGCUUUAUGAAGCCUAAGGAGGAGGCUGCAAUUUGUGCGGAAAACAUUCAUAUCCUGCCUGCUGAUAUACUGGCUUCUCAAGGUUCCUUUCGGAAACAAAACCAUGCAUUCAAGGCUUGCCAGGGAAGUAGUAACAAGAGUAGCACAAACACUGCUAGGCUUUCUCAAACACAGGAUCAUAUUAUGGCAGAAAGGAAGCGCCGGGAGAAGCUCAGCCAGAGAUUCAUAGCCUUGUCUGCUAUAAUUCCUGGCCUUAAAAAGAUGGACAAGGCUUCGGUUCUUGGAGAUGCUAUCAAGUAUUUGAAGCAACUGCAGGAGAGAGUGAAGAUUCUGGAGGAAGAUACCAGGAAGAAAACCAUAGAAUCAGUAAUCUUUGUAAAGAAAUCUCAAUUGUCAAUGGAGAGUGAUCAAAACUCUUUCUCAGACGAAAAUUUCUCAAGUUGUCCCUAUGAUGAGCCACUGCCAGAGAUUGAAGUCAGGUUUUGUGAUAAGAAUGUUCUGAUUAGAAUCCACUGUGAAAAGAGAAAAGGAGUCCUGGAGAAAACAAUUGCUGAAGUUGAGAAGAUCCACCUCACAAUCAUCAAUAGCAGUCUCAUGACAUUUGGUAGCUCAGCUCUUGAUGUUACAAUUAUUGCCCAGAUGGAUGUGGAAUUCAAAAUGAGUGUCAAGGAUCUCGUGAAGCAUCUAAGAUCAGUCUUUGAAUUGUUGAAGUGAUAGUCCUGUCUGUUUCUGUACUAGGCCUGAAAGCUUCUCAAAACCAAGAAUAAAGUUGGAUUAAUCCUCAUACAAGUCCUGUAGAGUUGCUGCACCAAUCACCAUGACAGAUGUAGAAAUUGAAGCUUGUUUGCCGUGAGUUCCAUUUUUCAGGAGGGUUUCUUUGAAGAAGAUUUCUUCUUUGUUUUUUCCAUGGUUAAUUAAAUUGUUAAUUACCAUGUUCAACUUAUCACCUGUUUAAAGUAGUGGUGAUCUCACAGCUUGUAUCUUGCUUUUUUUGGAAGGUUGGACCAGGUGAUAUCUGUAUUUUGUCCCUCUUUCUUUUUCCUCCUCAAGAGUUUGUGAAAGAGGGAAGAAUGAUGUUUUAGCAGUGGUGUCGGGUAAAAACAGGGCUUUCUUCUCCAGCA
Molecule: messenger RNA, 1662 nt
Organism: Carica papaya (papaya)
Lineage: Eukaryota; Viridiplantae; Streptophyta; Magnoliopsida; Brassicales; Caricaceae
Product: transcription factor bHLH18-like
Molecular function (GO): protein dimerization activity
Source: RefSeq, a predicted model, not a curated record